AUGGGGAUAGAGUUAGAAUCAUGGAAGAUGUAUUUUGAUGGAGCAACUAAUCAAAGUGGAAAUGACAUUGGAGUUCUCUUAAUCUAUCCAAAAGGGACACAUAUCCCAUUCUCUGGUAGGCUCAACUUUCUUGCCACUAAUAAUGCCACUGAAUAUGAGGAUUGCAUUAUGGGGUUACAAGCGGCUCUAAGCCUUGAAGUAAAAGAGUUGGAAGUAUAUGAUGCUUUAGCAACAAUGGCAUCCAUGAUGGAUGGACCUAAGGAGGAUGAAGCUCAACCAAUAGUGAUGAAACAAAAAGAAGAGUCGGCUUUUUGCAUGUCAAUAGAAGAAGAUAAGGGAAUGAAUGAAGAAGGUGAAUGGUAUUCAGAAAUUCUACAAUACCUCAAGGAUGGGACAUACCCAAAGUCUGCAAACAAGAAUGACCAAUUGAGCAUCAGAAGGUUAUCCACUAAUUAUAUUAUUUGUGGGGAGAGGCUUUACAGAAGAUCAUAUGACGAAAUUCAUCUCCUUUGUGUGACUGCCAAGGAAGCACAGCAAAUAAUUGAAGAGGAGUUAAGUUAUGGGCCAUAUAUGAAUGCACACAUGCUGUCAUGGAAAAUAAUAAGGCAAGGUUAUUACUAG
Quercus robur (English oak) is the source of this 621-nucleotide messenger RNA. RefSeq lists its product as uncharacterized. The transcript has 2 exons. NCBI's taxonomy places the organism in Eukaryota, Viridiplantae, Streptophyta, Magnoliopsida, Fagales, Fagaceae. Gene Ontology annotation, molecular function: nucleic acid binding. Bases 1 to 621 code for a protein of 206 amino acids. The record is from RefSeq and is a predicted model, not a curated record.